UCAAGCUGCAUCUCGCAUGAGGCUAGAAAGGUACAGACUUGAGCGACAAGGGAAAGGGGAGUCGUCAUCGAAAAAAAAGUUGCAUAACCAGUCACCACCUCCCACUUGAUUUUUUUCUAUUGAUAUACAGUGUUUUGUUACACUGGGAAAUAAUUCCAACAAAAAAAUAACACAAUCCACUCCAGGCCGAGUAAACUGUGAGUCGGUAUCGCGCAAUGGUGGAGCAGUCGGACCGAGCUCCGCUGCUGGACUGGGAGGAAAUACCGGCCGGCGCACCGGUACCAGCACCGCCACCGGAGCGCGGAUACGUAUCAAGGGGUGCCAACUGUAGGGCACUUGGCAGCACUGCACCAGGGACCGGCUGGAGCACAAGCCCCGGAGGUCCAGGUGCAUUUCCAUCUCCAUCUCCAUCUGCAGCUGCUAGCGGGGAGGCAGAUUCUGCUCCUGUUGCCAGCGCAGAGACUGUGCGAGUGGGGCCGUGCUGGGAUGCACACAGUCCCGUGAAAGGAGAGUGCAGACUCUCGGGCUGGGAGACGGGAGGCCCGGAAAAGAAGCCUGCGACAAGUGUACCCGAGUGGGAGGAAAAGGACCAAAUCGUGGCUGUUUUUGUUGUAACAUUUGAUACCAGAUCUGGUAACAUAGUGGAAUGGUGUUUGCCUCAAGACAUUGACCUAGACGGAGUAGAGUUUAAGUCUAUGGCCAGCGGAUCCCAUAGAAUCUCUUCAGAUUUCAACUAUUUCCGCAAAGGCAGUUACUUUGGGCUUGCGUGCUUCGCGAACAUGCCGGUGGAGAGUGCUCAGGAAAGAGGGGCCCGGAUGAAGUCAGUGGGGAUUCUGUCUCCUUCCUACACCUUGCUGUACAAAUACAUGCACUUCCUUGAGAACCAAGUCAGGCAUCAGCUGGAGUCUCCGGGGCACUACACUCAGUUAGAGGCUUUUUAUGAAGACAAGAAGGGUGUCCUGCCCAUUGAGAAUGGAGCAGCUACCUCCCUCCAGCCAAUCCACUGGCUGCCUUCCAUCAACAGAUGCAUGCAUCCUGAAAUGAAGAUCACACACCCGGCCGGCUGCAUGUCCCAUUUCAUUAAGUUCUUUGGGGAGCAGAUCAUCGUCCUGUGGAAAUUCGCCCUCCUCCGGAAACGCAUCCUCAUGUUCUCUCCUCCUCCUGUGGGGGUCGUCUGUUACAGGGUGUAUGGCUGCUGCUGUCUGGCGAAUGUGUCCCUUCCUGGAAUCGGGGUCUCUGUGCCUGAGUUUCGACCAUUCUUCUACAUCAACGUGGCUGACAUCGAAGUGCUGGAGACUGAGGUCUCGUAUGUAGCCUGUACGACAGAGAAGAUUUUUGAGGAGAAGAAAGGUCUGUAUGAUGUCUAUGUGGACAAUCAGAAUGUAAGAACGCAUCACGAGAACCUGCAGCCGCUGUUGAGGAUAAAUGGUGCCGACCGAGACAAGUAUCGCAAACUCAGCGAACAAAGACAGAUGCUGCUCUACUCCCAGGAAGUAGAUCAGGACUGUAGCUCCAGUGAAGAGGACCUCUUCAUUCUGUUUUUCAUGGAGCAGAAUAACCGGAUAUUCCAGAUACUGUCGGAGGUGUCGGCCAGCCAGGACAAGACUCUGACGGAGGAGCAUGUGCGGGCAAUGGGGCUGGACCCCCAGGGAGACCGCAGCUUCCUCAUGGACCUGCUGGAGGUGUACGGUAUCGACGUCAUGCUGGUCAUAGACAAUCCCUGCUGCCCCUGAGCUGAGGGUCUGUCCGCCUGUGUGCCUCUGUGUGAUUGUGGCUAUCUGGGACCUGUAGCCACAAAGCUAUUAGGUUUAUAGUAGUGUGCAAAUGUAUUAGAACACCGCAAAUGUAUUAGAACAACAUUUAUAUAGUAAGUGAAAAGGAGUACAUAGCCACAAAUGAUAAAAUGCAUGAGACUUUUUAGAAGUUGUUUUAAGAUGUCUAAUUAAAGCACAAAGUGGUCG
Polyodon spathula (Mississippi paddlefish) is the source of this 1961-nucleotide messenger RNA. RefSeq names its product DENN domain-containing protein 11-like. Lineage: Eukaryota; Metazoa; Chordata; Actinopteri; Acipenseriformes; Polyodontidae. Gene Ontology annotation, cellular component: cytoplasm. The record is from RefSeq and is a predicted model, not a curated record. Bases 216 to 1733 code for a protein of 505 amino acids. The transcript has 9 exons.